Physeter macrocephalus (sperm whale) is the source of this 11833-nucleotide messenger RNA. RefSeq names its product VPS18 core subunit of CORVET and HOPS complexes (gene VPS18). The record is from RefSeq and is a predicted model, not a curated record. Bases 300 to 3221 code for a protein of 973 amino acids. Lineage: Eukaryota; Metazoa; Chordata; Mammalia; Artiodactyla; Physeteridae. Gene Ontology annotation, cellular component: endosome; HOPS complex. Gene Ontology annotation, biological process: intracellular protein transport; endosome to lysosome transport; endosome organization. The transcript is spliced from 6 exons. Gene Ontology annotation, molecular function: protein-macromolecule adaptor activity.
CCUGAGAUCGGCUAGGGGGAGCCGGUGAUCUCGUGGGGGCGGGAGUUGGGUGCAGUACUGCGCCAGAUUCAAGGGGGAGAGCUCCCCGGUCUUCUCGCUCUAUAAGGCGAGAGUGAGAAGAUCCUCAGGAUUUUGAAGAGGAGGAGUCGGCGGCGGCGGCGGCGGCGGAUUGCCAGGAUCUGUCAGAUCCCUGUCGAGGCUGGGGAGUCGCAGCUUCCAAUCCGGGGAGACGGGGAUCCCUGGGGGGAGCCCUGUUGUAAUCCCUGGGCCCAACACGGAGGACCCACAGGCCGGGCACCAUGGCGUCUAUCCUGGAUGAAUACGAGGACUCCCUUUCCCGCUCGGCCGUCUUGCAGUCCGGCUGCCCCAGCGUCGGCAUCCCCCACUCGGGAUAUGUGAAUGCCCAGCUAGAGAAGGAAGUGCCCAUUUUCACGAGGCAGCGCAUUGACUUUACCCCUUCUGAGCGUAUCACCAGUCUUGUCGUCUCCUGCAAUCAGCUCUGCAUGAGCCUGGGCAAGGAUACACUACUCCGCAUUGACUUAGGCAAAGCAAAUGAACCCAACCACAUGGAGCUGGGGCGCAAGGAUGAUGCCAAAGUUCACAAGAUGUUCCUGGACCCUACUGGCUCUCACCUGCUGAUCGCUCUGAGCAGCACUGAAGUCCUCUACGUGAACCGUAAUGGACAGAAAGUUCGGCCCCUGGCACGCUGGAAGGGGCAGCUGGUGGAGAGUGUGGGCUGGAACAAGGCCCUGGGUACCGAGAGCAGCACAGGCCCCAUCCUGGUCGGCACUGCCCAAGGCCAGAUCUUUGAAGCAGAGCUCUCGGCCAGCGAGGGUGGGCUUUUCGGCCCUGCCCCGGAUCUCUACUUCCGUCCGUUGUAUGUGCUAAAUGAAGAAGGGGGCCCAGCACCUGUGUGCUCCCUCGAGGCGGAGCGGGGCCCUGAAGGGCGUGGCUUUGUCAUCGCCACCACUCGGCAGCGCCUCUUCCAGUUCAUAGGCCGAGCAGCCGAGGGAGCUGAGGCCCAAGGCUUCUCGGGGCUCUUUGCUGCCUACACUGACCACCCACCCCCAUUCCGUGAGUUCCCCAGCAGCCUGGGCUACAGUGAGUUGGCUUUCUACACCCCCAAGUUGCGCUCUGCACCCCGGGCCUUCGCCUGGAUGAUGGGGGAUGGCGUGUUGUAUGGCUCGUUGGACUGCGGGCGUCCCGACUCCCUGCUGAGCGAGGAGAGGGUCUGGGAGUACCCAGAGGGGGUGGGUCCUGGGGCCAGCCCACCCCUGGCCAUCGUCCUGACCCAGUUCCACUUCCUGCUGCUGCUGGCGGACCGGGUGGAGGCGGUGUGCACGCUGACGGGGCAGGUGGUGCUGCGGGACCACUUCCUGGAGAAGUUUGGGCCACUGAAGCAUAUGGUGAAGGACUCCUCCACAGGCCACCUGUGGGCCCACACCGAGCGGGCCGUCUUCCGCUACCAGGUACAGCGGGAGGCCCGGGAUGUCUGGCGCACCUACCUGGACAUGAACCGCUUCGACCUGGCCAAAGAGUAUUGCCGAGAGCGGCCUGACUGCCUGGACACGGUCCUGGCCCGGGAGGCCGACUUCUGCUUCCGCCAGCAUCGUUACCUGGAGAGUGCCCGCUGCUACGCCCUGACUCAGAGCUACUUUGAGGAGAUUGCCCUCAAGUUCUUGGAGGCCCACCAGGAGGAGGCGCUGGCCGAGUUCCUGCAGCGAAAACUGGCCAGUUUGAAGCCUGCUGAGCGCACCCAGGCCACGCUGCUUACUGCCUGGCUGACGGAGCUCUACCUGAGCCGACUCGGGGCCCUGCAGGGUGACCCUGAGGCCCUGAACCUCUACCGGGAAACCCGGGAGCGUUUCCGCACCUUCCUAAGCAGCCCCCGCCACAAGGAGUGGCUCUUCGCCAGCCGGGCCUCCAUCCACGAGCUGCUCGCCAGCCACGGGGACACAGAGCACAUGGUAUACUUUGCUGUGAUCAUGCAGGACUACGAGCGCGUGGUGGCAUACCACUGCCAGCAUGAGGCCUACGAGGAGGCCCUGGCCGUGCUGGCCCGCCACCGUGACCCCCAGCUCUUCUACAAGUUCUCACCCAUCCUCAUCCGUCACAUCCCUCGCCAGCUGGUGGAUGCCUGGAUUGAGCUGGGCAGCCGGCUGGAUGCCCGGCAGCUCAUCCCUGCCCUGGUGAACUAUAGCCAGGGUGGCGAGGCCCAGCAGGUGAGCCAGGCCAUCCGCUACAUGGAGUUCUGCGUGAACGUGCUGGGAGAGACUGAGCAGGCCAUUCACAAUUACCUGCUGUCGCUCUAUGCCCGAGGCCAGCCAGCCUCGCUGCUGGCCUACCUUGAGCAGGCCGGGGCCAGCCCGCACCGGGUGCAUUAUGACCUCAAGUACGCGCUGCGGCUCUGUGCUGAGCAUGGCCACCACCAUGCUUGCGUCCACGUCUACAAGGUCCUGGAGCUGUAUGAGGAGGCUGUGGACCUGGCCCUGCAGGUGGACGUGGACCUGGCCAAGCAGUGUGCUGACCUGCCCGAGGAAGAUGAGGAGCUGCGCAAGAAGCUGUGGCUGAAGAUUGCUCGGCAUGUGGUGCAGGAGGAGGAGGAUGUGCAGACGGCCAUGGCCUGCCUGGCCAGCUGCCCCCUGCUCAAGAUCGAGGACGUGCUGCCUUUCUUCCCUGACUUCGUCACCAUCGACCACUUCAAGGAGGCGAUCUGCAGCUCGCUGAAGGCUUACAACCACCACAUCCAAGAGCUGCAGCAGGAGAUGGAAGAGGCCACGGCCAGCGCCCAGCGCAUCCGGCGAGACCUGCAGGAGCUGCGGGGCCGCUAUGGCACCGUGGAGCCCCAGGACAAAUGUGCCACUUGCGACUUCCCCCUGCUCAACCGCCCUUUUUACCUCUUCCUCUGUGGCCACAUGUUCCACGCUGACUGCCUGCUGCAGGCCGUGCGGCCUGGCCUGCCGGCCUACAAGCAGGCUCGGCUUGAGGAGCUACAGCGAAAGCUGGGCGCCGCUCCACCCCCUGCCAAGGGCUCUGCCCGGGCUAAGGAGGCCGAGGGGGGCGCUGCCACUGCGGGUCCCAGCCGGGAACAGCUCAAGGCUGACCUGGAUGAACUGGUGGCCGCUGAGUGCGUGUACUGUGGGGAGCUGAUGAUCCGCUCUAUUGACCGGCCCUUCAUCGACCCUCAGCGCUACGAGGAGGAGCACCUCAGUUGGUUGUAGGAAUGUGUCAACCCCGAUAGGCGGGCAGGCGGUCGGGGGCUGUCCCUUCUUGGGAAGGCCACAGCGUCACCUGUCCUUGGUCUCCUGGAGGCUGCUGGGCUGGGACUGUGGUGGGGGCAGUGGAACUAUAGCUGUUGUCCUCGAGGGGUGAGCUAUGAUUGCAUUCCGCCAGCUGCCUGUGCUGUUCUUCAGGGCUGCCUUAGAGCUGCUGUUUUGCCAGGCCGUCAGCCUGCUUCCCAACAGAGGGCCUUAGCCUGGAGAAGUCAGAAUUCUGACCCCAUUACCAUCCCCCCUGCAUCUAACAGCUCUUUCUUCCUUUUCCCUCCUCACACGCAUCAUGUUCUCUUUCUGGAGCACUACCUACCAUUAUUCCUUUUCACUCUGUGGCUCUUCUCCCUCAGAAGCCCUCUCUUCUGUCGGCUUCUAGGUCCCACAGGUGAAAAGACAACCCCUCCAAGUCCUGGGCAUGGGGUGGGGGGAAAUGUGGUGCCGAUGGUGGGCAUGCUCUUGUGCACACUGUCUGGGGCUCCAGUGUGAGGGGUACCCUGGGGCAGAGGGCCUCACGGAGGACAGUGGGAGAUGGUGAUGGGGUGGAGAGCAUUAAACUGUCUGCGCUGGUGACGGUGGAGUUGAUGGCUUUGUGUUGAUGCUGGGCAGAGUGGUGUGUGAGUGAUCUCCAAGAGGGGCUAGGGUGUCACGGGGAAGCUGCCAGGGCCCUGAAUGUUCAAGCCUUGGCCCUUGCUCCUUUUCCUGGAGAUGUGCAGGAUUAUUUUGCCAUUUUCUGCUCACUUCUUUGCCUUCCACUGUAUCCAUUCUGACUCCAGGCUUCGGUUGGGAAUUAGGGCCCACCCUCCCAAGUCUAGGAGCGGGGACUCUUCUUCCCUUUGGCCAGCAGGUGGUGUUGCUCCCCACAGAACCCUCCACACUCAGGCAGCAGGGGGGGCUGAUUUCUCAAGUCACUUUCUCCACUGGUGCUUCCUUGGUCUAUUCCCUCCCUAGUCGUUCCCAAGAGUUUUCUGGUAAUCGCCACUGCCUAACCAUAAAUCUAAGCCCCUCAUUCUUCCUCCCUCCACUGGCCCUUACGCAUGCUAGAUUUUGCUUGCCCCUCUCUUGGCCAGCCUGCAUCCCUCCCUUCUCAACUUCUGCCCAGUUUUGAUACUGCCCUACCACUGUCUGGCAUUUAACCAUGAUUUUUUUUUUUUUUUUUUUUUUUGGCCAAGCUGCGUGGCAUGAGGGAUCUUAGUUCCCCGACCAGGAAUCAAACCUGUGCCCCCUGCAUUGGAAGCGCAUAGUCUUAAUCACUGGACCACCAGGGAAGUCCCUUAACCAUAAUGUUGAGGUCCAACAUGGAGGCGAGACUACCACUGCCACCAUCCAUGGCAUUUGGCAGAUAAUGUUUUCUUCCCGUCUAUCUCCUUUGACCUGCCCAUCCCCCCAGCUUACAGUUCUUUAGUUGUGGCUCGAGGCUAAGCCCUAGGGAGUCCUGAAGCAGGGCCUUCCUGUGACACCAGCUGAGCACCCUUUGCUCCAUGGACUGGUGUUCACAGUCCACUGCCCAGGUUUAUGGGUGUGGUCUAUCAGCCGCCCAGACUGAAACAGAAUACCAAGUGAGUGUUCCUGGAAUCAGGCUGGGGUCAGGUCACCUGGCUAGUGACUGCAGGCUUCUCUCUUGCCCCUGCAGCCUAAUCCUCUUCCAAGACUUUUAUCUUCUGCAGCCCUGGGAGAAUCUUGCCCUGCUUAUUCUUUUCCAGCCACUAGAACAACGGGGUCUCUUCAUGGCCCCUGCCAAGGGAUAGGGCCAGAAGCUGCCCAUCUUUGAUGAGCCUCAGACUCCCCAUCUUGCCCCAGAAGCCAGAGUGAAAGCAAAUGGGGGGUAGGGUCCCACUGGGUGAGUAGAGGGCAUCCUAAUCCUGUUCCAUUUCCCCCGUUCCAGGAAGAUUUGGAGGGCUCCUGCUCCCAUGUGGCCUAAGGCUCCCCUCACACCUAGACAUGCCCAGUAGAGGGUUCAGGGUCGUAUUCCCCACUGUCAGUGAGUACUAGGUAUAAACCUUGGCCCACCACUGCUGGCAUGGUCACUUGCUUACUUGGAACAGCUUGGGGCUUCUGUCUUUGCACAUAAUGGGUGCCUAAUACAUGUUAGUUAAACAGACACUGCCCUAUUGCUCCCUCCUCCCAGAGGACUUGGCUAAGACAGCUUGGGACACCCCUGCCCCUUCUGUCUUCUCUUAAGUCUGCCCAUCUGGUCCUAGGCCGCUUCCUCUUUCCUGGAAAAAGGCUCCAGUCUUCUCUGGCACUGACAGAAUGGGGUUCCGUUGAGUCAGGGCAACGGGAAGCCACAGCGCUUAGAUCCCUGGAAACCAAGCAAGGCCUGGAGUGGAGGGGAGAGAGACGGCCCUCGGGGCCUUGGCCCUAAGCCUGGGGGAGGGCCAGGAGGGGGUGGGGUGGGGGAGCAGCUACGUGGGUAGGGGCCAAGAUGAAUGAGCUGCUCCUGGAGCGGUCACUGGAAAUAGGAGGAGUGGCCACAGGCAGUGACGCUGGGAUCAGGGCAGGAGGCCUGUAAACAAGGAAGCCACCUGGGGGAGAUGUAGGGCGGCCACUGGUCCUGGGGAGCAGGUGCUUCCUGAGGCCCGCCCUUGAGAGGGCCCUGGGGGGCCGCCUGGCCGUGUCAGCGGUGGGCACUAGGGGGCGCUGUCUACUGGCUUCCUGAACUCUCCGGCUCCUUUCCUCCGCUCCAGGGGGGAGUGGCCCCCAGAGGGUGUGCCCGCCCUACGUCUGAGGCCCGGGUGACCCGCCCGCCGCCCUUCUCCUGUCCCCAGGGCAGACUGGCCAAAGGCACCAACCCUGGCAGGGAGGGCGCAGGGCUCAGAGCCUGGCCAGCCCCGGCGUGAGCUCAUUCCCCCAGGACCACCAACUCCCGCAGUUCCUGCGCAGCGCCCCCCUGCCCCGAGCUCGGGUCACAGGCCGGGCACCCCAACCCCAUUGGUUGGGAGGGGGCCUCCAGGCUCCAGGCUGCCCUUGGCGCUGGCCCCCCUGGCGCCAGGGAAACAAAAGGUUAGGGGGCCGAGAGGGAGUUAUCGGGCCCCGCCACUACCACCGGGGGAGGGAGAAGGGGAGGGGGCCACGAGGGGCGCACCUCCUCCCCACUGCCCCAGCUCUGCAGAUUCUUCGAGACACUUUCACAGGCGGAAAUUCCCAGAGGUCAGAGGAGGGAAACGGUUAAUUCCUUUUAUUCAAUGGGUCCCCCCUACACGCCUCCCCCCAGCUUCCUCCCUCCACUUCCCGCCCCCCCCUGUGUGAACAGGAAGUGGAGAGGAAAAGGCUCUGAGCGGAGCAGCUGGGAGCAGGAGGCAGGGAGUGGGCGGCAGGCUUGGUGCCAGCCCUGCCCCUCACGGUUACUUGCUGGAGGGCCAGACCCACUGUGGCCUGGGAAAGAACCUGCAGUCCCGCUGGCGGGUGGCAGCAGAGCCGGGAAACAGCCUUGUGUCGGAGCCCCCUUCCCUCAGCCUGCUUCCAGGUCAGAGGCUGCUGCACUGAGGGCGCAAAGCAUCCUCUGCCCAAGACCCAGCUGCCUUUGCCACUGCAGCCCCACCCCCACUGAAGGCUGGGCAUCCCGAGGCUGGCAGGCAUCUCUUCAGGCAGCCGUCAGCCCUGGCAGUGGCUCCAGCCACUCAGCCCCUUGGCCCUGCCAGUUCUUUGAAGCUCAUGCAGCGCUUCCUGUUUGGGGCAGGCGAUGCCAGGGCCCCUCCCCCACCAUUGUUCUGUAGAGACCAUAGGUCCAUCUGUUGCCCCAUGGUGGGGCCCCUAGGGAGUGCCACAGGGGAGCAGCCCCACAAAGGACCCUGCUGGCAGCUUUACUUACAUGGAGCGAGGCUGGACCCUGCAGCAGGUUGAGGGUGAAUGGUGGUCAGAGUCAGGCCCGGGUUCUAGUCCUUGGGCCACCUUCAGCUUUCUCCUCCACCUGGACCAUGGAGAUGACGAUAUUCAGGGAGCUAUACAUGCUGAAGCCACCAGGAGAGGGACACCAUUCUUAUGCCCAGAUUCCAAAAGGGAAAAGUGAGGCAGAGGGACAAACUUUGGGUGGGGAUGGGCCAUAAGAGGGGCACAAAGUAGGGUUCUUCUUUCAAGGGGAUUAGCCCCUGCUCGCUGAAUGCCCCCUAUUGGGUGCUUUCCUCUCCCUGAGCAGCUUUGCCUUUUCUCAGCUUUCACCUUGAAGUAGCCCUUGAGCUGAGCAGUAGAAGCCAUGAGGUCAUGGGAGGUUAGGGUGGCCCUAGGUUGGUGACCAGCAACCGAUGUCCACUGAGAACAAGCCCGGGCAGGCCUGGCAGAAAAGGAGAAAGGGGCAUUGGUUUGGCCCCCAGGGAGGUGGGUGCUACUUCUGGUUUCCAGGCUGCCGUGGCCAAAGGUCUAUUUGUGUUUCCCAGGUGGAGAGGCAGGUGCCGUGUAUCUCCAGCUCACCUCCUCUGCCGAGGCCUGGUCUCAUGGCUCUGACCUUGACCUGCUUCCUCCCGCAGGGUUAGGGCCCCAGACAUGGUCUACUCCAUUUCCCUCACCAGAUCCUCUGGCUUCUCUCCCCAGCCUGGGACCUGAAACUGCCUAGAUCACAGCUCCCGGAGGGUCAGAGCUGCAGAGACCUCAGAUCGAGGCCAUAGAGUGCUGUGGGACCUUUAUUCGAAUAAAAACAUCCCUUAUGGAUGUCCAAUACCUGAAAUUGAUAUGCUGAGCAUCCCUGGUGGGAGCUGGGCUGGCAGAGGGCGGGGAACACCUUAUUCACUGUCGUUUCCUCCUCCAUCCCAAUUUCUAUGAGAUGCGAGGAUGCCCAGGAACCAAGUUUGAAAACCACUGAGCUGCUGAUCCCACCUCCUGAUUUUACAGAUGCUGAAGAGAAAUUUGUGGCUGACAUGAGGCUCCAUCCAGGAUCCGGUCCCUUCUCCAUGAGAUUCAGCAUCGGUCAGCAAUGAUCCCGCGUCCCCUGGGAGCCAGACACGGUCCUAGACCCUUCGUUGUGCUUGCUUUCCAUCUCCAGUCAAGUGGGUUGAGCUGAGGGACAGGGAGGUGAUCUGGAAAGAGCAGUCUCUGCUCUGUCAUUUACCAGCUGUCAGUUUAAUCACACCCUCAGAACCUCCAUUUCUUCACCUGUAAAAUGUGAAUAAACACAGCAGACCUUGAGAGGCUCACAUGAACUUUAGGGAGAGCAGUGCAGCACAUCUGUGGUUAGCCCGGGGCCUGGCACCCACACAUCCCUGAUGGCUUGCUUCUCCUCCACUUUACUCUGUGUCUGUUCCUCUAGGGCUGGGACCUGAGCCCUAUCAUGGUUCUCUCCUCACAAACCCCUCUGAUCUCCUCGUGGGAAAUCAGAGUGGAAUUGGAAGAAAGAGGCUUACUUGAGAAGGUUUUUCUGGUUUCUCAAAAGAUGGUCGUUCUGGGGAAGAGAGGUUCAGGAUGAGUAUGAGAGAGGAAGCACUCAGGCAUAUAGAAUGUGGCCACUGAGGUGGGACAGGGGUGCUACCUUGGGGGACAGGGUCCUGGUUUCCCGGAGGAGAGAGGGCACUACUCCAGCUCCAGGGGACAGUUAGGAGAGGCUGAGGGGACUGGGCCAGGCGUGGCUCCUCUGCCAGCCUGCCCUUAUGGUCCAGCCCAGAGCUUGCACAACAGCCUGGCUGGCUGGCACUCCCCUGAGAGCCUCAGGAAGUCCCCCUUGUCCCCCCCCUUGACCUUUGACCCUUUGGGCCUGCUGCAGGCCAGAAUUCCAGGCAGCUGUCCUCCCUUUUACCUUCUGUUCCUGGCCAUUUCCCUUUAAGGCUGGAACUCAGAGACACCCCAGACCCCCACCUUACAGCUCAUCUUUUCACAUGCUCUCAGUACAGACCAGCUGGAGCCUCCCCUAGGGCAGCUCCCUCUGUGAGCCAGUGGGGACCCUUGGCCACAAGCCAGCAGGAUCCUUGGAGUCCGAAGGGCCCAAGCCUUAUAGGAGAGCCCCCCAACAAGUGCUCCUGAACUCCAGACAUCCACCCAGGUGCCAUGCCCAACUUUAUCCCUGUCUCAAAGUCCAGGUGGUGAAGCCAGCAACAGCAGACAGAGCCCCUCCUCCUCUGCCGCCAUCCUCUGAGCAAAGUCAGAAGAGCCCUUGAUACUGUUCCACAUUAAACCAUGCUGCGCCUCACGGCACUCGUCUGCGCAAUCAAAUAAUUCCCUUUGGUUUUUCUAGUGGACUUUUUGCUUUUAUUUUUUAGUGUUUCUCGGCCCUUUUUUUUUUUUUUUAAGCAAUCAGUCUAAAUUUGUCAUCGCACAUCCCCCAUUUCCGCCCCCAAUGGCCUCCUUUUCAUCCCCUGGAAUCUGGAAACCAUAUGUGUGGGCAGAAAGCCCCCAGCAUCCCCCGCAGCACCCUGGCUCGUCCUGACCUCCUCAGGGGCAGCCUGUUAGCUGCGGGAGAGUCUAGGAUCCAGGCUGGGGCUGGAAAGGGAGUUUCUCUUUGGACGUUCCCAGCUCAAGCCAUGGAGAAGCCGUGUGGUCUAGUGGUUAGGGCUGGAACACACGGGUUCUGUCCCCAGCAAUCUCUUUGACUAACGCUAGAAGCCUGGGAAAGUCCCCUUGGUACCCACGGGACUCAGUUUCCCCACGAGCUGAGAGGCUCAGACCUUCACCUGCUAGCUCAUCUCCUAUCUGCCUUGGUAAAAGAGUUUUUGAUCCAAAACUUUUGCUCUGUCACUUACAAGCUGUGUGACCUUGACAAAUGGCUUAAUCUUUCUGAACCUCAAUUUCCUCAUCUAUAAAUUAGAGAUUAUUAUUCUGCCUAUCUCCCGGUUUUAGAGCUAAAUAAGAAAACAUACUCUCAAGGGCCUAGUGUCAGGCAUGCUGUAAAUAAAAAGCUCAAUAAACAGUAGUUGUUAUUGUUAACAAUAAGUAGACAUACAUAAUGAGAUGGGAGUGUGUUCUCAGCAGGCACUGCUCUGAGGCCCAAUCUGCCCCUGCCUCUCCUGCUUAGGCUGCCUGUCUGGACCUUCCUCGGGCCUCCUCCAGCUCUAGAAAGGGCAGGGAUGCGUUACCAGUAGCUGUGGAUCAGGGCCGAGGCCCUGCUGCUCUUCCCUGUCUCCAUGACAACCCCAGCCCCUCCCCUCCUUCCUUCCUCGGGAGCUUUCUGUUUACUGUAAACAGCUGCCCCAGCUCUGCCCUAGCUGAUCCCGCCCAGGGCCAGCCAGACCCUCUCUGAACUGGGCACUGGUUUGAUGUGUGAAGGUCUGGGCACAGCGUCUGGGCUCCACACAGCCUUGAACAGGCUCUUCUUUGCCACCUUGACUGGAGGGGAGGGAGGGAGGGGAAGAGCCUGUCUGUCACCUCAGACUAGGGCAGCCAGAGCCUCAGAGACAAGGAGCAGAUAGAGCGUAACUGAGGAGGACCAUGCUGAGAGAGCCUGGUAGAGAGACCUCUGGCUUGGCCUUGGACUGACCUGGGUUCAAAUCCUCGCCUGGAUUUGCUCACUGUGUGACUUCAGGCUGAUCAUUUAACUUCUCUAAAUUUCACUCCGUUUAUUGAUUUGUAAAAUGGAGAUUAUAACACCUUCCUCAGAGGAUUGGUUGCUAUGUAGAUUGGUGAUAGUGCAUGUAUAUUAUCAUGGCAUGUUGCUAGCCUGCAUUGAUGGUGGCUGGAUUUAUUAUUUCACCUCUCAGAUGCUCUCAUGCUCAGGGACCUUGCGUGAGUCCCCCGCCUCACACGCCUCAAUCACACUAGCCUGCAAGCAUGUGUAUAUAUACACGCAGCAAACGCAUACAAACCAGGUAAUGAAAUGAAACUCACGAGUGUCUGAGGCACAAGAGAAUCUUCAUGAAAGUGGAGGAAGAGUCUAGCUGUUUCCUAAGCCAUUACUUGGGCCUAAGUGAGCCGACACUGGAGCUGGGACAUCUGUGUGUACCACCAUCACCAGGUCGCCACAACUGUCUAAUUCUCUCUCCAAACAGCCCCCAGGAUCGCACGCACCCCCCUUGCCCAGCUGACCACAGUGCAGGAAGACAGGGAAUGCUGUUAGGGUAUGGCUCCCCUUUCCUGGGGAUCAAGCUUUCAGGGCAAGCUGUCUGGGACAUGAGGCUCCUGGCUCCCAGCUCCCGAGGGGCUCACAUUGGUUCCUUCGACUCUCCAGCACCUUUGGAAGUACCGGCCAGUUAGCGGAGCCUUAAAGGCCCCCAGACACUCCUGCAGGCAGCCCACUGAAGAGCCCACCACACUGAGAGGUGAAGGUAGGAGAGCCCCUCUCAGAGCUCACCAUCCACUUUGCAGGAGGGUACAGGGUUGAGGUGGGGGCUAGUUUUCUUAAUACAUUUGCAAACCACAGACAAUAGAGUCACUCACAGCCAAAGCCCUUCUAUUUGCUGUUGUUGCGAACUUUAAAAGAAACUUGGGGAAUUCCUUGGUGGUCCAGUGGCUAAGACACUGCGCUCCCAGUGCAGGGGGUCUGGGUUCGAUCCCUGGUCAGGGAACUAGAUCGAUCCCACAUGCCAUAACUAAGAGUUUGCAUGCUGCAAGUAGAGAUCCUGCCUGCCGCAACUGAAGAUCCUGCACGGGGUGACGAAGACCCCAUAUGUUGCAACUAAGACCUGGCACAGCCAAAUAAUAAAUAAAUA